AUGGAGCGAAAUUCACGAGAAGGAUCGCCCGCGAGCGGCGUCACUGCCAAAAGCCAAUCAACAGUCCCCAUCCCACAGAGAAUCGAAAGUAUGAUCGAUCCAGCAGUAUGGGGCAACUGGGCAAUCGACCUUACAAACGCUAGCCCACAGCAACUGGGUUCCUAUAUGGGUUUCCUACUUGAGACCUAUGAGAAGAGGAAUCUCACGGGCCUCGAGCUAUGGAACGAAGUUUCUCCCGAUUUCGCCGACUGGUCAGAAGAAGAAGAACCCGAAGCUGAGAUACCGCAGCAGGAAGUAGUACGCGACGAAAUUAUCGUCGCCGGCGGAGGCAGUGAACCGGACGAACCGCAAGAGGCACCGGAGCCACCGAGAAGACGCCCGGGCAGACCCCGGAAGAGACCACUGCCAAUCGCCCACUUCACAGAGGAAUUCAACGAUGACCCGGAUUAUCAACAAAUAUUCCUAUCGAUUAAGGAGCAAGCAGACGAAGAAUUAGCAAUCAAACUACGACGAGAAGGUGUUAUUACUACACCAGGCGAACCGUUCGAACAGUCAACUAAACAAGAGAUCAACAGCCUCAUCGCUAGAGGAGUGUUCAAAUUCACCCAGUUCAAUAAGAGAAGGCACCAGAACGUACGAAUCUUCCGAUCUCGUAUCGUCAACGAAGUCAAGGGUAAAACAACCGAACCCUACGAGAAAUCGAGACUUGUAAUACAGGGUUACGCCGACGAUGGCAAGAAGGCUAUAUUGACCCAAUCGCCAACGAUUCAGCGGGCGAGUCAACGGCUAAUUCUGUCAAUUACCCCGUCACUCCUACGAGAAGGGAAACAACUAUGGCUUCGAGAUAUCACACAAGCCUACGUUCAAUCCUCCACAAGGCUCAAUCGUACUAUUCUCGCCUACCCACCGAAGCAAAUUCAAGACCAGUACCCAAAAGGGACCAUUAUGGAGGUUGUGAAGCCUCUGUACGGAAUCGCAGAAGCUGGAACCCACUGGUAG
Messenger RNA from Colletotrichum truncatum, 999 nucleotides. RefSeq lists its product as uncharacterized. NCBI's taxonomy places the organism in Eukaryota, Fungi, Ascomycota, Sordariomycetes, Glomerellales, Glomerellaceae. The record is from RefSeq and is a predicted model, not a curated record.